CAUCCUUUCCUUUCCUUUCCUGUAAUAUUAGCACACUCACAACAGACCUGCUUGAAAUUUCUCCGGACACCGGUUAUAAUCUCAGCCCUUUCCCAAAGCCCACGAUCUCUCACCUAAUUUAGCUUCACAUUAUUAUUUUCCAUCUCUCCUCUCCUUCUCUCUCUCUUUUCUUCUACAAAAUUUAUUCAUAAAUCAUACUCACGUCGGGACGGGACAUUUCUCGGCCAAUUUGUUGGUUGAGAUGAAGAUGGUUUUGGAAACGAUGAUUUGCUGUUGAAGAAGUGCAGUGUAUUCGGCUUCUUUCUUGUUCUUUUGGUUAUCGCUUGUUGGAAAUGGGCUGUUUUCAUUCUAAAGUUGCUAGACAGCCCCCUGGACAUGAAGACCCUGUAGUUCUCGCCUCACAAACUGCUUUUAGUGUCAGUGAAGUUGAAGCGCUUUUCGAACUAUUCAAGAUGAUCAGCAGUUCUGUGGUUGACGAUGGGUUAAUAAGCAAGGAAGAAUUUCAGUUGGCUCUCUUCAAGAACCGAAAGAAAGAGAAUCUCUUCGCCAACAGGAUAUUUGAUCUGUUUGAUGUCAAGCACAAGGGAGUCAUCGAUUUUGGUGACUUUGUUAGAUCCCUCAAUGUAUUUCAUCCAAAUGCUCCUCAAGAAGACAAGAUCAAUUUUGCAUUCAAGCUUUAUGAUCUUGAUAGUACUGGAUUUAUUGAGCGCCAAGAGGUCAAGCAAAUGCUGAUUGCACUUCUGUGUGAAUCUGAAAUGAAAUUGGCUGAUGAAACCAUUGAGAUCAUACUUGAUAAGACUUUCAUGGAAGCUGAUGUGGACCAGGAUGGCAAAAUAGAUAAAUCUGAAUGGCAAAAUUUCGUUUCCAAAAACCCAUCAUUGUUAAAGAUCAUGACCCUUCCGUAUUUGAGGGAUAUUACAACGACUUUUCCAAGUUUUGUUUUUAAUUCAGAAGUUGAUGAGAUUGCUACGUAAUUGAAACAGGAAUUAGCAUAGAAAAUUUGUGUGUUAUCCUCCUGUAUUUGAUUUUUGAAAUUGAAGGGAACAGUGCUUUGAUGCGUGACUGAGUACAUACUUAGUUGAGUACUCAGUUAAAAUUUGAAGCUUUGUGAUGGAAGCAAUAUAUUAUUUGUGUAGUUAUUUCCCAAAUGUUAAAAGGUGUAGGUUUAGAUUGAUUUGAUUAUUUUCUUUUUUCUUCGUUUAUUUCUGGUGCAUUAAUUUGAAAUACGAAGUGAUUCAAAGGAUGUUGUAUAAAAUGUAGAUGUGUGUCAUCCCAUAAAUAGUAUUCAUUUAGUACACUCUUUGACACAGUUAUUUUCAGCCCAAUUUGUAC
This is a messenger RNA of Pistacia vera, 1332 nucleotides long. Its product is annotated as calcineurin B-like protein 1. Lineage: Eukaryota; Viridiplantae; Streptophyta; Magnoliopsida; Sapindales; Anacardiaceae. The coding region runs from base 333 to 974 and encodes 213 amino acids. The record is from RefSeq and is a predicted model, not a curated record. The transcript has 9 exons. Gene Ontology annotation, molecular function: kinase binding; calcium ion binding. Gene Ontology annotation, biological process: calcium-mediated signaling.